UAUCGCUACUGUCAAAUUUGAUAGUUGUUCUGUCAAUGAUUUAUAAAAUAUAUAAGAAGUGUAAUCGGUUUGAAAUAAUUACUAAAUUAAAUAAUUUUGAAUGAAUUUCUAAUGCAUUUUUAAAUUAAUGCAGUAAUAUCGAGAUAGAUAUUUGAAUUUUUCUAAUUGAAACAAUGGCAUUGCAAACAGGUUAUAAACUAAGCAGAGCAUUAUUCCAAAAGAACCAAUUAUGGAAUUCUCAAAAAAAUAUAGAAAAUUGUUUGAUCAAACAAUAUACUUCGACGGAAUGGAAAAAUUUAAGUGAAAGACCAAAAAUCAAAGUAACUGAUAUGCCGCCUAUGGAUGAACCUGUUAAAGGAUUACCUAGACCGGUCUACGCUAAUUUUAAGGAAGAAGAUCAGAAGACGAAAGUAACUAUAUUAUCCAACGGUUUAACUGUAGCUUCUGAAAAUAGAUUCGGCGCUUUUUGUACUGUAGGAGUUGUUAUAGAUUCAGGAUCUCGAUACGAAGUCGCAUAUCCUAGCGGUAUAUCACAUUUUCUUGAAAAAUUAGCUUUCAAUUCGACAAAAUUUUACCCCGACAAGGAUGAUAUGAUAAAUAGAUUGGAACAGCACGGAGGCAUAUGCGACAGUCAAGCUUCAAGAGAUACAUUCAUUUAUGCGGCAUCAGCUUAUACAUCAGGUUUAAAUGAUGUUAUUCAACUGCUAGCUGAAGCUACUUUAAGACCAAACAUAACAAACGAAGAAUUAUUGAACGCCAAACAAGCCAUAAACUUUGAAUUGGAAACAUUAAAUAUGAGACCUGAACAAGAAACUAUAUUAAUGGACAUGAUACACGCAGCAGCAUAUAGUGACAAUACUUUAGGACUUCCGAAACUUUGUCCUCAAGAAAACGUUAAUAAGAUUAGUAGAAAUAUGCUACUAACAUAUCUCAAAAACCACUACACUCCUAAGAGAAUGGUUGUGGCAGGUGUGGGUGUCGAACACCCAAAAUUAGUAGAUGCUGUCCAAAAAUAUUUCGUAGAUAUCAAACCGGUUUGGGCGGAAAUACAGAAUUCAGAAACAAUUAAAGAUGUUAAUGUGGACAAUAGUGUGUCUCAAUAUACGGGUGGUAUGGUACAUGAAGAAUGUGAAAUACCGCAGUUCGCUAGUGCAGGUCUCCCGGUACUUUCUCACGUGGUGAUUGGCUUAGAAAGCUGUUCUCAUCAAGAUAAGGACUUUAUAGCUACUUGUGUACUUAAUAUUAUGAUGGGGGGCGGAGGAUCUUUCAGUGCGGGUGGACCGGGGAAAGGAAUGUAUACUAGAUUAUAUACAAAUGUUUUAAAUAGAUACCACUGGAUGUACAGUGCUACCGCUUGUAACCACGCGUAUUCUGAUAGUGGUCUGUUUUGUAUACACGCCAGUGCACCACCUACUCACCUUAGAGAUAUGGUGGAAGUAGUAGUUAAAGAAUUAGUGGGCAUGCCAAAGAAUAUAACCGACGAAGAACUGAGGAGGGCCAAAACUCAAUUACAGUCCAUGUUACUGAUGAAUUUGGAAUCGAGACCUGUUAUGUUUGAAGAUAUCGGACGACAAGUUCUGGCGUCGGGACAAAGAAGGAGGCCGAGAUAUUUUAUAAACGAAAUUGAAAAGAUUUCUAAGGAUGACAUAGUGAGAGUUGCGAGAAGAUUACUCAGUUCUCAACCUGCCGUCGCCGCGAGAGGUGAUCUCAGAAAAAUGCCAUCUUUAGAAUAUAUACAAGCCGGACUUAUAGAUUCCGAAGGUAGGAUGCCCAGUGGUCGUAAAUUAUUACUAUUUAGGUAGAUGAAAUAAAAAUAUAAAAAUUAUUUGUAAAUUAUGUAAUUAAAUUUUUUUUAAGUAAA
Molecule: messenger RNA, 1861 nt
Organism: Diorhabda carinulata
Lineage: Eukaryota; Metazoa; Arthropoda; Insecta; Coleoptera; Chrysomelidae
Product: mitochondrial-processing peptidase subunit alpha
Exons: 1
Coding region: 174-1802 (542 amino acids)
Cellular component (GO): mitochondrion
Molecular function (GO): metal ion binding; metalloendopeptidase activity
Source: RefSeq, a predicted model, not a curated record